Molecule: messenger RNA, 1289 nt
Organism: Pocillopora meandrina
Lineage: Eukaryota; Metazoa; Cnidaria; Anthozoa; Scleractinia; Pocilloporidae
Source: the annotation of a GenBank genome assembly
AUGCUAUGGGAAGAAAUAACUCAAGCGGUAAAUGCGGUCGGAACAGUCAAGCGAACAGUCACGGAGGUAAAAGACAAGUGGAAAAAUCUCCAUAGCAUCGCCAAGAAAGAAUUUGCAGAAUUCAAGAGGGAGACCAAGAUAACUGGAGGUGGUCGGCCUCCAAAGUCGCCGAGUGUUGCCAGCAAAGAGAUUAUUGAGGUGCUUGAGGACACGCCGGCGUUCAGCGGUUUGAUGGCUUUGAGACAGGUUUGUAAACAAUUCUCCAUUGUUUCCAGGUUACCAAAAAUUUUAAAAUUGUAGACAGUCAACCGGCCAUGUUGUUUCGGCGGGGUUUUCAGCUUAUCAAGCGCUUUCCCGUCUUUGAGCAUACGAAAUGUUCGGACACAAGGGAGGAAAAGAUAAGUUUGCAUGUUUUUUUUCCAAUAUCCGUAACUGUAUUAAUCAAGUUUUACCUUGUUUCGUUUAUUAUCCCGUCACAUUUCAUGAGUGUACUUCACUAAGCGAAGGCUGCUACGGAGAACUCCAAACCGGUUUGCUGCUUUUGCGGCAUUUACAGGGUUGCAUUCCAUUAAACCCUGUUUAAGCUGAAUAUAGACGAACGCUCAUGACGGACUGUCAGUAAUUUAGCAGACAUAUAUAUAAAUUUCAGCUUCACUUGAUUAAUUCAUAUGUCGAAGAUUGCAUAGCUCCGUCAUUUUGGAAAGCGAUCUGAUGAGUGAGACAAAAACCUUUGAUUUCGAAGAAUGUCUCGGAUACGGUUUAUAAUUCGGUUAAAAUUCGUUUUGCCAAAGACAAAGUGCUCCUAUUAUUUCUUUAUUUAUCUUGUACUAAGGAGUGUUCUUCAAAUAUUUACGAUCGGCUAUUUACAUGUAUAAAUAACUAAUUUUUAUUAUUUCGUUUUGACGCAACUUUGUUUAUGUUUGUGAUUGACGAAAUAAUUUGUUGUUGUACCUGUUAUCAUGUCCUAUUUUUUCGAUCACUAAACUGUGGUACGGUUCUCGUUGUCGAUUCGCUCUGAUUCCCCUUUAUCUGUCUAAAAUAAGCUUAACUUUUGGUACAUGAUUUACAGAUUUUAUAAGCAUUUUCGUGAAUGAUUUCACUGAGUUAAGUCUACCAGUACACAAAUUCAUUUCAUGAAAUUGAAUAAUUUAUUUUUUACAUGUUUAAGCCUCAGAUUCCUUGCGGGAGAGAUGCUCCUUCUGUUAUUUCAUUUAUGUGAUGCAUAAAACUAAAUUCACACUUUUUGAGCCUGAGUGAAACCUUAAUUGUGCUUGAAAUAUUUUGUAGGA